AUGACGCUGCAAUGGGCAUUGGCUCACGCGGUUUGCGAUAGAAUGGGGCGGGGACUCGUCACCGUGCCCCGCCUUUGGCGUGCAGCACGUCUUGCCUCACAGAACGGACGCCCCCGGGGGCGCGGCGGGUCGCAACCCGCUAGACCGUACACUGCUCUGGGAUAUCAUGAAGCCGUGCUUUCUGCCGAACGUUUCUACACACGCUGCGCUGCGCUGCGCCGCACCGCGCCACCGAAAACGUCUUCCUCAGACUCGAAGUCGACAAGGCCACAACGAAGCCGUUUAGCUCUGAGCCUUGCUCGAAGAAAGCCUGACCCGUUCCGUACAAUACUAAAGUCGCUUGCCCAUGCACACUCCGGGGAACGCAAGGCAAGUCUGGACGCACCUCCUCGAGCCGCGAUCUCUGCCCACAGUGGUCCAUGCGGCAGACUCGCGAAAACUGCGCGAGGCAUCUCGGGAAGAAUCGCUCAAACUUGUUGUUGCUUGGAGUGCUCAGGAUGCGCGCAGCUGCAUUUCGGAUCCCCACUCCUGAGCGGAAACGGCACAUGUGUCUUCGAGCAUGUUGAAGGCGACUUGCUCGCAUCUCAGCGCAAAAGUGUGGAGUCCGGUGUUCCACCAAUGUAUGCAGGCACUAAUUGA
This is a messenger RNA of Cyanidioschyzon merolae strain 10D, 639 nucleotides long. RefSeq lists its product as hypothetical. The transcript has a single exon. The coding region runs from base 1 to 639 and encodes 212 amino acids. Lineage: Eukaryota; Rhodophyta; Bangiophyceae; Cyanidiales; Cyanidiaceae. The record is from RefSeq and is a predicted model, not a curated record.